AUGUAUUGUCAGUGGAUCAUCCUCGCCCCAUGGGCGCUUCAGAAUCUCCUGAACGACUGGUAUCCGUCCAAUACGGAGGACGUCCCAAGCGUUCUCAAGUACAGUACAGGCAGAAACCAGAGAGAUGGGUCCUCUGCAACCUUUGUCAACCGGUCGACUUACUCUCCGACCGUGACCGUCGUGGACACUUUCGAACCCAGGUCUUGA
Molecule: messenger RNA, 207 nt
Organism: Penicillium oxalicum
Lineage: Eukaryota; Fungi; Ascomycota; Eurotiomycetes; Eurotiales; Aspergillaceae
Exons: 2
Coding region: 1-207 (68 amino acids)
Source: RefSeq, a predicted model, not a curated record